AUGUCGGCAACAACGACGAGCGUAUCACCAUGGUCGACACUUCCAGAUCAUCUAAGACCGAUGCUUGACCCGCCGGACGGUGUCAUUCCAAAUUUCGAAAACCCCUACGAUAUUGGAUGGCAAAUCAUUGUUGGAACCGCAGUCACUCUCCCCUUAGCGAUAAUUGCCUGUAGUAUGAGAUUUUACACCCGUCUGGUGUUAAUACGGAAUUUUAGAGCAGAUGAUUAUUUAUUAUUAUUCACUUUAAUAUCAUCUUUGGCAUUUCAAUCAUGCAAUGUUUAUAGCGUCACUCUCGGAUUGGGGAAGAACAUGUGGGAUGUCCCGUGGACAAUAAUGUCGCCAGUCCUGAAGUGGUUUCUUGCGACCGAACUUACAUAUUUCGUGGCGAUAUGUGGUUGCAAACUCACAAUCCUUGCCUUUUACCUACGAUUCAUCAUGAACAAGACACAGAAAUACAUCAUCUGGGGGUUUCUAGCUGCGAUCAUAUUAUAUAAUGUCUUAACCAUCUUGAUCCUCAUCUUUGCCUGCAGGCCGGUAUCGACACUAUGGGAUUGGAAUUUGGAUCAAUCAAAUUGCCUUGAUGUCGACCCGUUAUACUUUAUUAAUGCGGCUUUGAAUACGAUCACGGAUGUUGCAAUUUUGAUACUGCCUCUGAGGACGCUAUGGAAAUUGAAGAUGCCGACAAGUCAAAAGGUUGGCCUCAUAAUGCUUUUUACGACUGGAGGAUUCAUUAUUAUUAUCACAAUCAUUCGAAUGGUGCAGCUCACCAGUAUACCCAACGGUGGGCAAAACAUCACAAUGGGAUUUGUCGGCCCCUCUCUUUGGUCCGCCGUUGAAGUCAAUCUCAGUAUGGUGUGCGCCUCGAUACCCGCGCUGAAGCCUUUCAUUAUUCGUCACUUCGGCAAAUAUUUCAGCAAAUGGGCCUCUGGAAAUGGAUACUUCAAGAACAGUCGCGGCGUUGGGGAGUCAGGCGGAAUUCAGCUUUCGGGAGCAAAACGUGGGACGAAUAACAACAGCCACUUCAAGAAAAGUGGACUUUUCUACAAAGGCGGUGCUCUCACCACAACAGAGAUUACCGCUACGCAAAGCGAUGAAAAUCGGUUGGUCGGUGGUGGUGGUGAUGGUGCAAAUGAUGCCCAGUUCACCGAUAUCGAGCUGGGCAGCCAAUCAUCACUGCCAGAUCACGGAAGGCAGAUGUUCCACAACUACGAUCUAAGGAUAAUGAAGACGAGCAACAUCGUAGUCGAUUCGAGACGGAUCAGUGUCGAAACUGCCCGGUAG
Messenger RNA from Orbilia oligospora ATCC 24927, 1281 nucleotides. RefSeq lists its product as uncharacterized. NCBI's taxonomy places the organism in Eukaryota, Fungi, Ascomycota, Orbiliomycetes, Orbiliales, Orbiliaceae. The record is from RefSeq and is a predicted model, not a curated record. The transcript is spliced from 6 exons. Bases 1 to 1281 code for a protein of 426 amino acids.